Messenger RNA from Emiliania huxleyi CCMP1516, 389 nucleotides. RefSeq lists its product as hypothetical. The transcript has a single exon. Lineage: Eukaryota; Haptophyta; Isochrysidales; Noelaerhabdaceae. The annotation marks the transcript as partial. The record is from RefSeq and is a predicted model, not a curated record.
AUGCCCCCUCGACGCGGCGGCGGCAAGAAUGUCCCCAACGCUUGGGCGGCGGCCGAGGUCACCGUCGUGCUUGACUGCCUAAAGUCCAAGGACUUCCUCUCGACGCACGCUCCGGACCUUGCAGAGUCGCCCCCCAGCUUCCCAAGCAUCACCGUGCAGGAGGCGUGCCAGCGCGAUUCGUGGCAGAACCAGCUGUGCGUCCCGGUGGCGCGCGCGGUGCAGGCGCGGACGGGCGAGCACAACAACCAGCAGGUGCGCCCGCUCGGGUCGGUCGCACUCAAGCUCGGCCAGAUGCGCAAGCACGCGCUCGCCCGCACCAGCGACGAGCGCGCCGCGCUCGAUGAGUUCGACGUCGCGUCCUUCAUGACCGCGGCGACCGACGCAAAGCC